This is a messenger RNA of Leptosomus discolor (cuckoo roller), 702 nucleotides long. The record is from RefSeq and is a predicted model, not a curated record. NCBI's taxonomy places the organism in Eukaryota, Metazoa, Chordata, Aves, Leptosomiformes, Leptosomidae.
GCUCACCUCCGCCAGCCCGACCUCAGCGACAUCCCGGUGCCGCCGGAGCACCGCAAGUUCCAAGGCUAUUACAAAAUCGCCCGGCACUACCGCUGGGCGCUGGGGCAGGUGUUCCGCACCUUCCGCUACCGCGCCGCCAUCGUGGUGGAGGACGAUUUGGAAGUGGCGCCGGAUUUCUUCGAGUACUUCCAAGCCGCCUUCCCGCUCCUCCUGGCCGACCGCAGCCUCUGGUGCGUCUCGGCUUGGAACGACAACGGCAAAGAGCAGAUGGUGGACGUCGCCCGAGCCGACCUCCUCUACCGCACCGAUUUUUUCCCCGGGUUGGGCUGGUUGCUUUUAGCCGAGCUUUGGGACGAGCUCGAGCCCAAGUGGCCGGGCAUGCGCCACCCCGAGCAGCGCCGCGGCCGGUCGUGCGUCCGCCCCGAGGUCUCCCGCACGAUGACGUUCGGGCGGAAAGGCGUGAGCCACGGGCAGUUCUUCGACCAGUACUUAAAGUUCAUCAAACUCAACGACCGCUUCGUGCCUUUUACCCAACUGGACCUUUCUUACCUCAAAAAGGAAGAGUACGAACGUUCUUUCCUCGCCAAGGUUUACGCCGCGCCGGAGGUGAGGGUGGAGGAGCUCCAGGGCAACCGGCGCCGCGAGCUGGGCGCCGUCCGGCUCCAGUACAGCGGCCGCGACUCCUUCAAAGCCUUCGCCAAA